Messenger RNA from Xyrauchen texanus (razorback sucker), 3950 nucleotides. Its product is annotated as cGMP-dependent 3',5'-cyclic phosphodiesterase-like. The annotation marks the transcript as partial. Gene Ontology annotation, cellular component: nucleus; mitochondrial inner membrane; synaptic membrane. Lineage: Eukaryota; Metazoa; Chordata; Actinopteri; Cypriniformes; Catostomidae. Gene Ontology annotation, biological process: regulation of mitochondrion organization; cGMP catabolic process; negative regulation of receptor guanylyl cyclase signaling pathway. The transcript has 28 exons. Gene Ontology annotation, molecular function: 3',5'-cGMP-stimulated cyclic-nucleotide phosphodiesterase activity; 3',5'-cyclic-GMP phosphodiesterase activity; protein homodimerization activity. The record is from RefSeq and is a predicted model, not a curated record.
ACUGAUUCCUUUAAUUGUGUUUCUGUUUUAUUAUUGUCCCAGGAUGCAUUGCUGCAGUUGGCCUGCAUUGUCGACGUCAACAAUCUGCAGACGACUGUUAAAGAUGUGCUGCGAGCCGUCCUGCCAAACGUGGAGUGUGUGUUCGUGUACCUGUUGGAGGCGGAGUCUCGACUGCGCUGUGAAGAUCCAGCCCAUGAGGUCCCAGCGGAGGGCAAGCUCAGAGACGCGGUUAACCAGCGCAAGAGAGUCCAGUGUGCUGGUGUACCGUCAUCAGAACUCCACGAGAAACACAUGAGCGCACUGACCGCCCCGCUAGCACCGGAUAAACGAGUGCUCAUCAUGCCGCUAGUUGACCGUGAUGAGGGGAUGGUUAUAUCUCUGAUUUUGCUGUGCUGUAAACUGCUGACAGAACAAGACGAACAAAACCUGAAUAUUCUGGAAAAACACCUCACUGUAACGUGUAAGCGAGUGAGAGACGUGCACAGAUGCUCCAAACGGACACAUGCUCAUUCCCACAAUGCACCGGUGGAGCCGAAGCUCCGCUCACGACCCGAAGACUACAAAGAACUGGACCGCAAGAUACUACAGCUGUGCGGUGAGCUGUACGAUUUGGACGCCGCAUCAUUGCAGUUGAAAGUCAUUAACUAUUUACAGACAGAAACUCAGUCUCAGUGCUGUUGUUUACUGCUCGUGUCUGAAGAUAAUCAUCAACUCUUCUGUCAGGUCGUUGGUGAUAAAGUUUUGGAAGAAGAAAUCAGCUUUCCACUCAUGUUUGGGAGGUUCGGGCAGGUGGUGGAGACAAAGAAAUCUAUUACUCUACAGGACGUGAGUCAGGAGGAACGUGCUUUAUUGAGCAGUUUGUUGGGGUUCGAGCCGAACUCAAUGCUGUGUGUGCCUGUGACCAGUCAAGCCACGGGACAGGUGGUGGCGCUAGCGUGCACCUUCAACAAGCUGGGAGGAAAGAGGUACACGGAGGCAGAUGAACACGUGAUUCAACACUGUUUCUGUUACACGUCGACGGUUCUCACCAGCACACUCGCCUUUCAGAAAGAACAAAAGCUGAAGUUUGAGUGUCAGGCUCUUCUGCAAGUGGCUAAAAACCUCUUCACACACCUGGAUGACGUGUCUGUACUGUUGCAGGAAAUCAUCGCAGAAGCAAGAAACCUGAGUAAUGCUGAGAUUUGUUCGGUGUUCCUGUUGGAUCGAGUCAGUCAUGAACUUGUGGCCAAAGUGUUUGAUGGAGGAGUCGUGAGCGAUGACGAGAAGGAGUUUCGUAUCCCGGCGGAUCAGGGCAUCGCUGGGCAUGUCGCCACCACUGGGAAAAUUCUCAACAUCAAGGACGCGUAUUCUCACCCGCUGUUUUACCGCGGUGUGGAUGACAGCACGGGUUUCCGAACACGCAACAUCCUCUGCUUCCCCAUUAAAGACGAGAACGGAGAGGUCAUCGGAGUUGCUGAGCUGGUGAACAAAACCAACGGGCCGUGGUUCAACCGUUUCGAUGAAGAUCUGGCGACGGCGUUCUCCAUCUACUGCGGCAUCAGUAUCGCUCAUUCUCUCCUGUAUAAGAAGGUUCAUGAGGCUCAGUUCCGCAGUCAUCUGGCCAAUGAGAUGAUGAUGUAUCACAUGAAGGUGUCAGAGGAGGAGGUCACUAAACUGCUGUCUAGCGGCCUCGAGCCGGUCCAGAAAAUCCACCCGAGCUUCGCCGAGUUCACCUACACGCCCAGAUCGCUGCCCGACGACAGCACGCCCAUGGGAGUUCUGAGUAUGUUUGAAGACAUGGGCUUCAUAAACACAUAUAAGAUCGACCUGCACACACUGGCCAGGUUUUGUCUGAUGGUGAAGAAGGGCUACAGAGAUCCUCCAUAUCACAACUGGACACACGCUUUCUCCGUCUCACACUUCUGCUACCUGCUUUACAAGAACCUUCAACUAUCCAACUACCUCGAAGAUAUAGAGAUUCUGGCGCUCUUUGUGUCAUGUAUGUGUCACGAUUUGGACCAUCGAGGAACCAACAACUCCUUUCAGGUCGCAUCGCAAUCGGUCCUGGCGGCCCUGUAUAGUUCAGAGGGAUCUGUGAUGGAGAGACAUCACUUCGCUCAGGCCAUCGCGAUACUCAACACACACGGCUGCAACAUCUUUGAGAAAUUCUCACGAAAGGACUAUCAGAGAAUGUUGGAUCUGAUUCGAGACAUCAUACUGGCCACAGAUUUGGCGCAUCACCUGAGAAUCUUUAGAGACCUGCAGAAAAUGGCUGAUGCUGGUUAUGACCCCAGGAGUCAAACCCAUCGCAGUCUGCUGCUGUGCCUGCUCAUGACCUCUUGUGACCUCUCAGAUCAGACCAAGGGUUGGAAGACCACCAGAAAGAUUGCGGAGUUGAUUUACAAAGAGUUCUUCUCUCAGGGUGAUUUGGAGAAGGCGAUGGGAAACAGACCGAGUGAGAUGAUGGAUCGGGAGAAAGCGUACAUCCCUGAACUCCAGAUCAGCUUCAUGGAGCACAUCGCCAUGCCCAUAUACAAGCUCCUGCAGGAAAUAUUCCCACGCUCGGCGGAGCUGUACGAGCGAGUCGCCGCCAACCGCGAGCAGUGGGCCAAAGUUUCGCACAAGUUCACCAUCCGUGGGUUGCCAAGCAACAACUCGCUGGACUUCCUGGACGAGGAGUUCGAGCUGCUUCAGUCUCAGGGCGCGUUCGAAGACGAAACGAACCGUGUGAACGGUUGCCUGGACGACGACUGUCAGAAGCACGACCAAUGACACCGCUAGGGCUAGAGUUGCGCCUUGAUAAAAUUCGGUAUUUGCCCACGAUUCGUUGAGGAAAGGUAGAUGGCCUCUUUGGCAUCGCCGUGGAGACGGGUUUCAUGAGGUGUCAUUCUAAAGUCGAUUAGUGCUGUUGUUCAGGAGAGAAAAUAUCAUCAUUGCUGAAAAUUGCCCCAUUGUGAUGUCAUAGUUCAUAUUUGAUUAAACACCUAAACUACUAAUUGUACUCAAAGUGAUAUAUAUAUAUAUAUAUAAGUUGGCAUGUAUGAACGUCCAAAUCUAAAUGAAUCAACUCUUUGGCUGGAUAGAGGCUCCACAUGUUUGAAAUUAGUAUUCUUAAAGGGACAUUACCACAUAAUUUCAACUUAAAUACUUGAUGUUGUCCCAACGCAAAUGCUUUUAAGUAUAGCCGACUAGACACUUUUUUCACUUUUAUUCAUUUGUUUUCUUUGAAUCUGUAACAUUGAAAUGUGUAAAAAAUAUAUUUGCUUAUAUUGUCAAAUUUCAACGGAUGCAAAGAAAACAAAUAAAUAAAAAGUAAACAGUGGCUUGAUUUGUCGUACACUAAUUUUGUCCCUCAGAUGUUAGUUGUCCAAAAUGAACAAAAUGUCUCCAUUCAGCAAUUCCCCCAAAAAUAAUUUAAAAUGUCCCUCAAGCAAUCUCAGCGGCCGUGCAGAGGGGUUACAAGCGAUGACACGCGACUCCCCGGAGACAUUCGACGUCAUCCGCCACGAUCCAGACACUCUCGUGCUGAGGAAACGUUUCGAUGGCGUGUACAUAUAGUAUCGUGUUUAAAGGGCUACGGGGGCCCGCAGAGGACUUUUUCAUUCUCAGGAUGGUGGAAUGUGUGUGUCUAAUGGAUUUUGCCUUACAAAUGUUUUCGUUGCCUUCCUGAGUGAACUUUAAAAGAGAUAUAAGGUAUAAAAGAAUUCAGCCUAUCUAUGUACAGUUCUAAAGCUACAUGGAUAUAUAGAAAUAUCUAUUUCCUGUGUGUACGUGUGUGUUUGCACAGGUGUGACUGUUUGUGCAUUUGCCAAAAUCUGCUACGGAAGAGAAGACCAAGAGAGACAUUUCUGUUUUAUGAAAAAUGUCGGGAUGCCAGAAUUAAUACCCUAUAAUUCAUUAGAAGCUUAACCUGCACUAGGGGAGUGUGAAAAAAGAAGAAAAAUAAAUGUCAUAUUUUACCUUAAAAGAAG